Messenger RNA from Parascedosporium putredinis, 1497 nucleotides. NCBI's taxonomy places the organism in Eukaryota, Fungi, Ascomycota, Sordariomycetes, Microascales, Microascaceae. The record is from the annotation of a GenBank genome assembly.
AUGGGAAAACCUGUCGUCGACUACUCCCUCUACCUCGUCACGGACUCCACCCCGGCCAUCCUCGGCAACCGGGACCUCGUCUCCGUCGUCGAGGCCGCCGUCCAGGGUGGAGUCACCGUCGUGCAGUACCGCGACAAGACGAGUGACACCCGCGUGCUCGUCGACACCGCCAGGGCCCUGCACGCCAUCACCUCCCGCCACGGCGUGCCCUUGCUCAUCAAUGACCGGGUGGACGUCGCGCUGGCUGUGGGGUGCGAGGGUGUGCAUAUCGGACAGGAUGACAUGGACUUGCCCACCGCCAGAAAACUACUAGGCGAGGACAAAAUCAUUGGCGUCUCGGCCUCGACCCUCGAGGAAGCCCAAACCGCCUGCGACCAGGGCGCCGACUAUCUCGGCAUCGGCGCCGUCUUUUCCACCGCAACAAAAACCAAUACCAAAAACGUCCUCGGCGUAUCCGGCCUCCGCGCCCUCCUCUCCGCCCUCGCCACCUCCCACCCGGCCAUCAAAACCGUGUGCAUCGGCGGCCUCAACGCCACCAACCUCCAGCGCGUGCUCUACCAGUCCGCCACCGACGGCAAGCCCGCCGACGGCGUCGCCCUCGUGAGCGCCAUCGUCGCCGCCGAGGAUCCCGAGGCCGAGGCCCGUCGCUUGCUCGCGCUCGUGCGGAGCCCGCCGGCGUUUGUGGGCCGGGCUGAGCUUGACGGCGCGGGGGCGGGGGCGGCGCGGGAUGUCGAGAGCGUGUUGGCGCGGGUCGUGCAAAACUUUGCCGCCAACGUCGCCCUCGCCGUGGGCGCCUCGCCCAUCAUGGCCAACUACGGCGAAGAAGCAGCCGACCUAUCCAAGCUCGGCGGCGCCCUCGUCGUCAACAUGGGCACCGUCACGCCCGAGGCGCUGGAAAACUACGCCAAGGCCCUCCGGGCGUAUAACCUUGCCGGCGGGCCCAUCGUCUUUGAUCCCGUAGGCGCGGGAGCCACCUCUGUCCGCCGCAACGCCGCCCGCUCCAUCAUGGCCGCCGGCUACCUCGACCGCGGCGUCGACUCCUCGCACACCCUUUCCCUCGCCGAGCGCGCCUCCCUCGUAUCCGCCCUCGCCCGCCGCGAGCGCAACGUCAUCGUGUGUACGGGCAAGAUCGACGUUGUGUCCGACGGCCGACGUACCUUGGCCGUGUCCAACGGCCACGAGAUGCUGGGUCGCGUCACGGGCACCGGGUGCGUGCUCGGCACCACCAUUUCCGCUUUUGCGGCGGCGGCGGCGGCGGCGGCGGCGGGUGCGAGCGCGUCCGGUGCGGGAGGGAGCGCGGGACCUGAUCGGCUCGUGGCUGCGGUUGCGGCGCUCGUGGUGUUUGGCGUGGCGGGCGAGAGGGCGGCGGAGAGGGAGGAUGUGCAAGGGCCCGGGAGUUACGUGCCGGCGCUUAUUGACGAGUUGUACAAGAUUCGGAGGGAAACGGUGAAGGGGGAUAUGGUGUGGCUCGAGAAAGCUAAGGUGGAGAUGCUGUAG